GUCAUUGACAUGUGUGCGAUAAAAAUGGUGCUCGUUUACCAGCUGGCAUUCAUUUUGUGUUGAAAAAGUGAACAUUUUAGUCAUAUCGUUAUAAUAGCCAUGGCUACAGUUUUGGAUUUAGUGAAACAUUACCAGCAUUCAAUAGAGAAAUAUCCUAAAGACGAACAGAAGAUUUUAAAAUGUAUUGAUAAGUUAUUCAACCUUGAUGUCACUGUUCAACAUCUGCAAGACACAGGAGUCGGACGUACAGUGAAUGCACUGCGGAAACAUCCAGGUGAUGUAGGAAAAGCCUCUCGAGCUCUGAUCUAUAAAUGGAAGUGUAUGGUCGCUGCUGAGGAAAGUGACCAAGAAAUAGAUCACAAUAAUGAUACCUCCUCUUACAAUGGACAUGGAAAUCAUAGAGAUUCGGAUGAAAAUACGAGACAGUCUAAAAGUGAAGAAUAUCAACUUGAAAAAAAUAAUUACAAUUAUAAAAAUGAUGGCCAAAAAUAUAAUAAAGAAGUUAAUGGUAACUAUAGCGGAACCAAAAGAAAAUAUCAAAGUAGUGAGGAUGAAGAACAUGAUAUGAAGAAGAAAAAAAGCUCUACCUCUAAUGAAGAUUAUUAUGACAGAAAAUGUGAUGUAAAAAUAAAAUCAGAGCCAAAAAGCGAUAGUGAUCUUAACACAGAUCAUUCAAACAGCGAUGAAACGGAUUCUGAAAUAUCUCAAUUAUCUGAAGAAGAGGUAAAAUUGAAGCAAGAAAUUAAAUCAGAACCCACCGAUUACCACAAGUCAUCCUCUAAACGUUCACACAACAAAUGCACAGAUGAUAAAAAAGAGUCUACAUCUAAAAAGUCACGUAAUUCUGAUAAAGAUUCGAAACAUAGUAAUGAAAAUAAAAAUAAACAUGACUCUCAGAAGUCAUCUUCGCAAGAAAAAUCUCACACUUCACAUAAGCACAGCAAUACAAAUGAAAGUAGCUCUGCAAAGAAACAUAAAUUAGACCACAGUUCGCUUGAGAAGAAACAAAAAGAUGAAAAGAAAUCAUCAAAAAGACACUGUAGUAGUUCUGAAAAGCAUAGAUCUUCUUCACAAAGUGCUGAUAGUGGAUCUGUUAAACAUAAGAAUCACUUGGAAAAACAAUCAAGUAAAUCUGAUAAACACAGAAGUUCAAGUCAGUCUCACAAAUCUGAUAAAGAUAAGCACAAAAGUUUAUCAGAGAAGGAAAGUAGCAAUAAACACAAGAUAAAAGAGAGUAGCAGUAGUAGUUCUAAAGAAAAACAUAGUUCCUCUAGUAAGGAAAAGUCAAAAGAUAGAAGCAGUUCCUCAAAAGAAAAGUCAGAUAGUAAAAGUGAAAAACUCUCGAAUGAAAGUAGAUCUAAAUGUAGUGAAAAUAAAAGUAAACAUGAGAAACAUAAGUCUAGCAGCUCCUCGUCCUCUCACAGGAGCAGCAAGUCAAGCAGUAGUAAGUCAAAAGAAGAUAUACCAAAGAAAAAUAAUCAUGUAAAUAAUAGUGAGGAUAGUGAAGACGGCAUUGAUUGCGGCUCAGGUGCUAGUUUUGCUGAAGCCCUAGGAAUGUUAAGUCCAGCAAAACCUAAAAAGAAAUCCACAACUGUUAAAGAAACUCAAUCACCCAAUUCAAUAACUAAUGAUGUAAGCCCGGCCGCCCUUCUGGCACCGAAUGCCAAGCUAGCACCACUACCUGCUCUCGAAAUUUCUGCUUUGCCAGAAAUAUCACCGAACUACAAGCCAAGGCCGCCGCCUAAACUUCUGCCACAUUUUACUGAUGAAGAGGCCAUGAGCGCCGUAAUAUCGUCUAAAAACCAAAGAACUAAGGUAUAUUCCGGUAAUAAAGUAAUGGGAAAAAUUCCAACGCUGUAUGAAAUGUGUGUUCAUCUUCUACAGGAACACAUUGAUGCCCUCGAGUACACGGGCGGCGUGCCAUAUGAACUCUUGAAGCCCGUCGUAGACAAGGCGACCCCUCAGCAACUCUUCGUACUGGAACAUUUCAAUCCAUAUCUUAUGGAAGACACUGACCAUCUAUGGCAGAAAUAUUGCGAGAAGCACUUUAGGAAACAACAACGGCAUGAGAUGGAAACAUGGAGGGAAAUGUACAUUCGAUGCCAAGAAGAACAAGAACAUAGAUUAAAAAAUUUGACAGCCAAUAUUAAAAUAGCACAAGAAGCGAAGAAAGCUCCCAUUAAACAAACAAAGAUGGCUUACGUUGAUACUGUUGUGAAACCACCUCGGAACAUCGCUCGUAAACAGGCGCUGCAUGGAACGGCACGGGCGGCUGCUGCUAGUCCAGCAGCACGGGUGGCAGCUCUGGCCACACCGCUCACAAUUCGCGCUGGAAGCGGGCGACCCGCCCCCUCGCCUUCCCCUGCGUCUGUCCCUGCGCUCACUUCGUUUAAACCCAAGAAAGCGCCUCUCAUGCAAAAAGCACUGCAAUUCAUGCGAGGCCGCAAGCGAUGAUAGACAUCGUUCACUACUUAUGUUGUGUAACAGUGGUAGAUAUAUUGUGAUUUUCGAUUCAGCGUUUCUCGGACUGAGAAUGUAAUUUAUUUCAAUUGACAGAGUAUACUGUGGACAAGUAUAGUUGCCAUGAGUGUGUAUGAAGAUUGAUAACUUUUAUUCGAAUAUUGUGAUAGACUAUACUAAAUAGCUAAAAUUAUAUAUUAUUACUUCAACAGACAAUAAUGUUAAUAUAGUGUGUACGCCAGUAUUUUAAAAUAAAUUACUACUAUCAAUUAUUUCACAUAAAAAUAAUUCAUGACUAAAGGUAACUCUGAGUGUUUGCUUGAGACAACUUGUUUAUUGGAUUAUGUGGCACUAUCUGAAUCGAAACGAUUUAUUUUUAGUAAUAAAAUAUAGUCUUUAACAUGGUAUAGUUUUGUGUUAAAAGCAGCACCUAUACCUGUCGCAGUAACUAUUGUCAAUAAAUCUUUUAUAUAUAUGUAUAUAAUAAUAUAUAUACACUGUCAAUUUUAUAUUUAACUGGUCGAAUGUUUGUUCCUUGUAAACCAAAUAUGACAGUGUACGUGAAUAUAUACAUGUGUAAAAUAGAACAAAUUUUAUUGUAUCAAAAUUUAUUGAACUUAAGCUUU
Molecule: messenger RNA, 3086 nt
Organism: Galleria mellonella (greater wax moth)
Lineage: Eukaryota; Metazoa; Arthropoda; Insecta; Lepidoptera; Pyralidae
Product: transcription elongation factor B polypeptide 3-like
Exons: 9
Coding region: 100-2454 (784 amino acids)
Biological process (GO): transcription elongation by RNA polymerase II
Cellular component (GO): elongin complex; nucleus
Source: RefSeq, a predicted model, not a curated record